AUGGAGGUGGACGCCGAGGAGAAGCGCCAUCGCACGCGGUCCAAAGGGGUCCGAGUUCCCGUGGAGCCAGCCAUACAAGAGCUGUUCAGCUGUCCCACGCCUGGCUGUGAUGGCAGUGGUCACGUUAGUGGCAAAUAUGCAAGACAUAGAAGUGUAUAUGGUUGUCCCUUGGCUAAAAAAAGAAAAACACAAGAUAAACAGCCCCAGGAACCUGCGCCCAAAAGAAAACCAUUUGCAGUAAAGGCAGACAGCUCCUCAGUGGAUGAGUGCUAUGAAAGUGACGCCACCGAGGACAUGGACGAGAAGGAGGAAGAGGAGGAGGAGGAGUACUCUGAGGACAACGACGAGCAGGGCGAUGAGGAUGAGGAGGACGAGGAGGUGGACAGAGAGGAGGAGGAGGAGAUUGAGGAAGACGACGACGAUGAUGAUGAAGAUGGAGAGGACGUGGAGGACGAUGAAGACGAGGAGGAGGAAGAGGAGGAGGACGAGGAGGAGGAGGAAGAAAAUGACGACCAUCAGAUGAACUGUCACAGCACUCGCAUCCUGCAGGACACGGAGAAGGAUGACAACAACAACGAUGAGUAUGACAAUUACGAUGAACUCGUGGCCAAGUCGCUGCUGAACCUCGGCAAAAUCGCCGAGGAUGCCGCGUACCGGGCCAGGACCGAGUCCGAGAUGAACAGCAACACCUCCAACAGCCUGGAGGAUGACAGCGACAAGAACGAGAACCUGGGUCGGAAGAGUGAGCUGAGCUUAGACUUGGACAGUGACGUCGUCCGGGAAACCGUGGACUCCUUGAAGUUGCUAGCACAAGGGCACGGGGUCGUGCUCUCCGACAGCAUCAGCGACCGGGGCUACGCAGACAGCGUGCCCCCGCAGGACGGCAGGGGCAUGAACUACGUCAUGCUGGGGAAGCCCAUGAACAACGGGCUCGCGGAGAAGAUGGUGGAGGAGAGCGACGAGGAGGUGUGCCUGAGCAGCCUCGAGUGCCUGCGCAACCAGUGCUUCGACCUGGCGCGCAAGCUCAGUGAGACCAGCCCCCCCGAGAGGGGCCAGGCGCCCAGCCACGCGCGGCCCGAGGACGACUUCCCGGGAAGGACCCCCGACAGGAGCUACUCGGACAUGAUGAACCUCAUGAGGCUCGAGGAGCAGCUGAGUCCCCGGUCGAGAACGUUCUCUAGCUGUGCGAAGGAGGAUGGGUGUCGCGAGCGGGAUGACGACACCACCUCCGUCAACUCUGACAGGUCAGAAGAGGUGUUUGACAUGACCAAGGGGAACCUGACCCUCCUGGAGAAAGCCAUUGCCCUGGAGACGGAGAGGGCCAAGGCCAUGAGGGAGAAGAUGGCCAUGGAGGCUGGCAGGCGGGACAGCCUGCGGUCCUACGAGGACCAGUCUCCACGACAGCUUGCCGGGGAGGACAGGAAGCCCAAAGCCAGUGACAGCCAUGUCAAAAAGCCAUACUAUGGUAAAGAUCCCUCAAGAACAGAAAAGAAAGAGAGCAAGUGUCCGACCCCCGGGUGUGAUGGAACCGGCCACGUCACCGGGCUCUACCCGCAUCACCGCAGUCUGUCCGGGUGCCCGCACAAAGAUAGGGUCCCUCCGGAAAUUCUUGCCAUGCAUGAAAAUGUGCUCAAGUGUCCCACUCCGGGCUGCACAGGGCGCGGGCAUGUAAACAGCAACAGGAACUCCCACAGAAGCCUUUCAGGAUGCCCGAUUGCUGCAGCAGAGAAACUGGCAAAGGCCCAAGAAAAACACCAGAGCUGUGACGUCUCCAAAUCCAACCAGGCCUCCGACCGAGUCCUAAGGCCCAUGUGCUUCGUAAAGCAGCUGGAGAUCCCCCAGUACGGCUACAGAAACAAUGUGCCCACCACCACGCCGCGCUCCAACCUGGCCAAGGAGCUGGAGAAAUAUUCCAAGACUUCGUUUGAAUACAACAGUUACGACAACCAUACUUAUGGCAAGAGAGCCAUAGCUCCCAAGGUGCAAACCAGGGAUUUGUCCCCCAAAGGAUAUGACGAUGCCAAGCGGUACUGCAAGAACCCCAGCCCCAGCAGCAGCAGCAGCAGCAGCUACGCGCCCAGCAGUGGCAGCUUGAGUUGUGGCGGCGGCAGCAGCGCCAGCAGCACGUGCAGCAAGAGCAGCUUCGACUACACGCACGACAUGGAGGCAGCACACAUGGCGGCCACGGCCAUCCUCAACCUGUCCACGCGCUGCCGAGAGAUGCCUCAGAACCUGUCCACCAAGCCACAGGACCUGUGUGCCACGCGGAACCCUGAUGUGGAGGUGGAUGAGAACGGGACCCUGGACCUCAGCAUGAACAAGCAGAGGCCGCGGGACGGCUGCUGCCCCCUCCUGACCCCCCUGGAGCCCAUGUCCCCUCAGCAGCAGGCUGUGAUGAGCUCUCGGUGUUUCCCCCUGAGCGAGGGCGACUGCUGGGACCUGCCUGUGGACUACACCAAAAUGAAGCCCCGGAGGAUAGACGAAGAGGAUUCCAAAGAGAUCACCCCAGAAGACUUGGACCCGUUCCAGGAGGCUCUGGAGGAGAGGAGGUACCCCGGGGAGGUGACCAUCCCGAGUCCCAAGCCCAAGUACCCCCAGUGCAAGGAGAGCAAAAAGGACUUGAUAACUCUGUCUGGAUGCCCACUGGCGGACAAAAGCAUCCGAAGCAUGCUGGCCACCAGUUCACAAGAACUCAAGUGCCCCACCCCUGGCUGUGACGGUUCUGGACACAUCACCGGCAACUACGCUUCUCACCGGAGCCUUUCAGGGUGUCCCAGGGCCAAGAAGAGCGGCAUCCGAGUAGCACAGAGCAAGGAGGACAAGGAAGACCAAGAGCCCAUCAGGUGUCCUGUCCCCGGCUGCGACGGGCAGGGCCACAUCACGGGGAAGUAUGCUUCCCACCGCAGCGCCUCGGGGUGCCCACUGGCGGCCAAGAGGCAGAAGGACGGGUACCUCAACGGCUCCCAGUUCUCCUGGAAGUCGGUCAAGACGGAAGGCAUGUCCUGCCCCACGCCUGGCUGCGAUGGCUCGGGCCACGUCAGCGGCAGCUUCCUCACACACCGCAGCUUGUCAGGAUGCCCGCGCGCCACGUCGGCCAUGAAGAAGGCGAAGCUGUCAGGAGAGCAGAUGCUCACCAUCAAGCAGCGGGCCAGCAACGGGAUAGAAAACGACGAAGAAAUCAAACAGUUGGAUGAGGAGAUCAAGGAGCUGAAUGAGUCCAAUUCCCAGAUGGAGGCCGACAUGAUCAAACUCAGAACUCAGAUCACCACCAUGGAGAGCAACCUGAAGACCAUCGAGGAGGAGAACAAGGUGAUCGAGCAGCAGAACGAGUCCCUCCUGCACGAGCUGGCCAACCUCAGCCAGUCCCUGAUCCACAGCCUGGCCAACAUCCAGCUGCCCCACAUGGAUCCAAUCAAUGAACAAAAUUUUGAUGCUUACGUGACUACUUUGACGGAAAUGUAUACAAAUCAAGACCGUUAUCAGAGUCCAGAAAAUAAAGCCCUACUGGAAAAUAUAAAGCAGGCUGUGAGAGGAAUUCAGGUCUGAACAGCUGCUCUAGAGCAAAGGAUGCCUCUUGGUUUUGCUGCUGUAACUUGCCAGAAAGUGUUCUCUUUCAUUUCUGUCUGGAACAGUGUGAUGCUCACAAGACUUCAUAAUGAUUUUAUGUCUUGCUUUAAAGAUAGUACCUGCAGAAUAGUUUUUGGAUACAUUCACAUUUUGUACGUUUUCAUAUGAGCUGACAUAGUGUGAUAUGCCAUGUGAUGUUUAUAGCUGCUAUUGUAUGCACAUCGGGGUUAUAUAUAUUUCUGAAGAGGUAAGCGGAUCAAAAUAAAUAGAGUGUAAAUUCUUUUUAAUGCUUUAGUGAGUAAAUGUUUUAGUAUUUUGAACUGAAAUGGACAAAAAGAAAAAAAAAAAAGAAAAAAACCCCACAGCUUCGGAUGAUCAUGCCGUGGCCCCCGUGGCCACGUUUUAGACAUUAUCAUUUUGCCUCAUGUUGGAGGACUUUUAUGGAAUUUAAGAAAUACAUUUUGUGUGCAUAUUGUUUCAUAGCAAGAAUUGGUUGCAAAAAAUGCUUUAUUUUUGAACACUGCUUGGAAAUAUUAUGUGAUGUUUUUGUUUGUUUGUUUUAGGAGGAUGGUGUAUGGUGGGGGCAGUGAGUGAGGUUUUUUGCAUUCCAAGGAAAUGGCAUGUGGAUUAACUGUAAGACAUGAAAAUUGUAAUUUGUUGUAAGACAACAUCCAGCCGUGGGAACUUGGCAGAAGACUCAAAGCAGCUCAAACAGCACUUUUAACUUAACCCCCAAACAUGACGUGGUCUGACUGUGGGAUGCUGUUGAGACAGGAGCUAUCAGAGGCGGACGCCACGAAGAUUUCCUUUCCCAUUCUCAAUAAACGUUGGAACAGCCUUCUCUUAUGUCCCCUCUAGCCCAUGCCCCUCUGAACUGUCUGUUCUCGCAAUGUAGUUGACCUACCAGAAUAUGUGUGUUUCCGAUCUAAGCGAAAAGAUGGCCUAGAGCGUUUAUUUCCCCUUUUCACACUUCCAAAUUCUCCUUCUUGUUGUUAUGAUUUUACACUUGAGGGAUCAAGGCGAGUGAUCUGUGAGUGUUCUGGUUCCCAGUGAGAAGGUGAUUCGGUGAAGCUUCUCGCCCAGCCCCCACCCCGACCUUGACCUUGACCAAGCACUUGGUCCCUCCCGCCACGAAGACGCUUAGGCUCUGCCUGGGUUGGAGACCAGUUGGCCGCAGAGCAUUUAGCGCGCCUUGUCUGGUUGAUGGUGACCUAUUCUAAGAAUGAAUGCAAUCAGAGUUUAAAAGUAACUAAAUAUACUUCGGCACUUUUUUGCUUUAAACUAGAUCAUCUUAGACUUGUUUGUACCUUUCAGAUUUGAUUAUUUUACUCCAAAUGACUGCACUAUAUGUAUGCAUAAGACCACUUUCGAUUGCUGCGUUUCCCUCCUGCGUAGUCCUUUGAAGAUGUGUUGUGUUUUUCUGAUGUUGACUUGAUUUCCAUUUGGUAGCAUCUCUUCCUUCCAUGUCUCGAUGUUAUGCAGGAAGUACAAAAGUACUUUAAAAUUUUGUUAUGAAAUAAAAAAAGAUGGGUUUUGUAAAAAUAAAAAAAAUAUUUUUAGCAGAACAGGACUUACAGGGUCAUUGUCCCCACAAUGUGCCAGCCGACUAUUUGCACUUACCUUGUCCUAUAUAUCCGUACGGAGGUGUGCAAUUCCUUGUGACGCUGAACCUGGAUGGAUUAUAGAGGAGGCCCUCUCGGCUGACCCGCGACGGUUGCUAAGGGAGACUACAGGGAUCUCACGACAAAUAUUCUGAUACAAUACUCAACCUCGGUAUAUAUAUGUACAAAUAGAUGUAUAUCCCAGCGGCACUUUAUAUACUGCUCACUGUACAAAAGCUGACAGUUCUCCACGAGGAUCGAGCCACUGGCUGGGAAAGGUCACAUCCUGACUUCGGGGCUCUGCAGCGUCCUCUGUACAGCGCCCUCUGUCGUUGUGCGAUUAGCCGCAGCUGCCAUGCUCAGAAUUGCCUUCCGAGAG
Lepus europaeus (European hare) is the source of this 5547-nucleotide messenger RNA. It is a transcript of the gene MYT1L, whose product is annotated as myelin transcription factor 1 like. Lineage: Eukaryota; Metazoa; Chordata; Mammalia; Lagomorpha; Leporidae. The coding region runs from base 1 to 3546 and encodes 1181 amino acids. Gene Ontology annotation, biological process: regulation of transcription by RNA polymerase II. The record is from RefSeq and is a predicted model, not a curated record. Gene Ontology annotation, cellular component: nucleus. Gene Ontology annotation, molecular function: RNA polymerase II cis-regulatory region sequence-specific DNA binding; zinc ion binding; DNA-binding transcription factor activity, RNA polymerase II-specific. The transcript is spliced from 20 exons.